Molecule: messenger RNA, 2298 nt
Organism: Lactuca sativa (garden lettuce)
Lineage: Eukaryota; Viridiplantae; Streptophyta; Magnoliopsida; Asterales; Asteraceae
Product: protein FAR1-RELATED SEQUENCE 5
Molecular function (GO): zinc ion binding; nucleic acid binding
Source: RefSeq, a predicted model, not a curated record
AUGAAUUUAGAAGACCCAGUAGUGAAUCAGUCGUUUACAACACAUACAAUUGAAGAUAUUGAUGCAAAUUCUUCUUUGGAACCAACGUUUGAAUUUAAGAAAAUAAAUGAUGACAGUGUGAAUCUUGCAUGUGACGAAGAUGAAGCUAAGGAUCUAAGCAUUAUGGGUAAGGUUUUCAAUACACCUAAGGAUGCAUAUACAUUUUAUAACCAAUAUGCUUUUCUACAUGGAUUCGGUAUACGUGUUCAUUGGAGCUUUAAAAAUAAGACCACAAAUGAGCCUUAUCGGAAGACAUAUGUAUGUAAUAAACAAGGCUUUAAAAGUUUGAAGGGUAAUACUUUAUGUGGAGGCACUAAGAAGCGUCGUAGAGAUUUGAGAACAGGAUGUCAAGCAAUGCUCCGGAUUUCAAAAGGAAAAGAUGGAGAAUGGUUUGUGGAUGUGUUUAAUGACAAGCAUAAUCAUGAGUUAAGUAUUACACCUACCAAAGUGAUGAAACAUCGUUCUCAUGGGAAGAUCCACCGUUCAAUGGCGUGCAAGUCUCUUAUGGUGGAACUUGGUCAAUCAGGGUUAAGGCCUUGUCAAAUCAAAAAGGCUGUCAAUGUAAUGAAAACUCCAUAUAAUGUCGAUGUUACCUCAAAGCAAUGCGCCGAUGUUUUAUUCGAGCAACGAAAACAGUACAAAGGUAAAGAGUUUUAUGGGUUGAUUAAACAUUUCCAAGAUAAAGCACUAGUAGAUAGUAACCAAUAUUUUGCCGUGGAUUUGUUUGAUGAUGGGUCUCCUAGAAAUGUUUUUUGGGCUGAUGGAAGAUCACGAGAUGCAUAUACUAAGUUCGGGGAUGUCGUUGUGUUUGAUGUCACAUACAUGACAAACAAAUUUAAGAUGCCAUUUGCUCCGUUUAUUGGUGUGAAUCAUCAUGGUCAGUCUAUAUUGUUUGGUGGUGCAUUACUAGAAAAUGAAAAGGAAGAAACUUUUUGUUGGCUAUUUGAACAUUUCUUAAAGUGUAUGUUUAGCAAGUAUCCAGUGGCAUUGAUAACAGAUCAGGAUAAAGCUAUGGGUAAUGCAAUCAAACAAGUGUUCCCAAACACUCGACAUCGCUUCUGUGCAUGGCACAUUAAGAAGCAUGAAUUGGAACAUCUCCGACCACUUGUAGCCCGUUAUAAUGAUUUUAGAGAAUCUUAUAAACAAUGGGUCAAGAGUGAUACAAUUGAACAAUUUGAAAGAAAUUGGGACAUUAUACGUGAUAAGUAUAACAUCGAAACUAACAGUUGGAUAGCCGAAAUGUAUAACCAACGAACACAUUGGGCCAAAGCCUUCUUAAAAGAUGUUUUCUUUGCUGGCAUGACUACAAGUGGAAGAAGCGAGAGCAUUCAUUCAUUUUUUGAUGGAUUUGUUAAUUCCAAGACCAUGUUGAAUGAAUUUGUACUCCAAUAUGAUAAAGCAGUCGACUCUCGAAGGGUUGCCGAAGAAGAUGAAGACUUCAAGACGAUGAACUCCAGUCCGGUGCUUUCUUCUGUUCAUCCGAUAGAAGCAAAAGCAGGUCAGUUUUAUACAAGAAAAAUGUUUGAGGUUUUCAAAAAAGAAUGGAUAGAAGCUAAUUGUAAUUUAACCCAUGAGACUUUAAGUAAAACCCCAGAAGAAAUAAAAUAUAGGGUUGGGCAACUUAAUAUUGAGAAAAGACAUUGGAGAAUUGUUAGCUUUCAUUUUGUGGAUCAUGUGAAUGUCACGUGUUCAUGUGCUAAGUAUGAAACAUAUGGGAUAUUAUGCAAGCAUAGCCUCUACGUGAUGAAGAAAAGACAUGUUGAAACCCUUCCUAAUCACUAUAUUUUACCAAGGUGGACACUUAGUGUUAGGUACAAGGUGGGUAAUAGCAGCAUUAGACUCGAUGAAAUGAAUAGUAAAAAUGGAGUUAGUGCCUUAACUUUAUGGUGUGUUCGUUCAAACUGUGACAAAGCAAUCGAACAAGCAAGUGACUCGCCUACAGAGAUAGAAAAAUUCAAUAGUUUUGUAAUAAAGUUUUUAGAAGAUCAAAGGAUUCGAAAAAAUUCUAAAGAAUUUGAGACUGUGUCUCUAGAUCCAUACAGGGGAAUUUCUCAAAUAGAUAUGACACCUCAGUUAUCUGUUCGAGAUCCUGUUGCUCCGAAAAAUACGAAAGGGCGUCCAAAAAAUGCAACUCGAAUUAAGUCUUCUUUAGAGAACAUGAAGAAAAAGAGAACAUGCUCUUACUGCCAAAUACUGGGUCAUUAUGCCACCGGUUGUCCAAAAAGAAAGGUGGAUGAAUCUGUAGCAGAAAAACAGUGA